Messenger RNA from Schistosoma rodhaini, 639 nucleotides. Lineage: Eukaryota; Metazoa; Platyhelminthes; Trematoda; Strigeidida; Schistosomatidae. The record is from the annotation of a GenBank genome assembly.
AUGAAUAUAUUCAGGCUAUUGGGGGAUUUCUCUCAUCUUGUUGCCCUCAUAAUCCUUCUAAAAAAAAUCUGGAAGACUAAGUCAUGUGCUGGACUUUCAGGAAAAUCUCAACUUCUUUUUGCGGUUGUGUUUACAUCACGUUACAUGGAUUUGUUCUUCAAUUUCAUUUCACUGUAUAACACCAUCAUGAAGCUUUUCUUUAUCAUUUGCUCUUGUGCGACCGUCUACCUCAUGUAUUUCAAAUUCAAGGCUACCUACGAUUCUAAUCAUGAUACAUUUAAUAUGUAUUUGUUACUGAUCCCCAGUCUGCUACUAGGAUUAGUGGCCAAUUACGAAUUUUCUUUAUAUGAGGUACUAUGGGCUUUCUCAAUUUACUUGGAAUCGGUUGCUAUCAUGCCUCAGUUGUUUAUGAUUAGCAAAACUGGCGAAGCUGAAACAAUCACUUCUCACUACUUAUUUGCGUUAGGAUCAUACCGUGCGUUAUAUUUGUUCAACUGGAUAUACCGUUAUGUUUUCGAUGAUUAUCUCGACUACAUUGCUGUUGUUGCGGGUAUUGUACAAACAUUAUUGUACUGUGACUUCUUCUAUUUGUAUAUAGCUAAAGUUAUGAAAGGACGAGACUUACGAUUACCUGCCUGA